UCGGAAAGCAAGGGACGGGUUGUUGCAAGAGAGAAAAGAAAUUGGCCAGAAGCAAUCUCUUGAUGGAUUUUCUGAUGAAAUGUCCCACGCAGCAGAGCACCCGGACUCUCCCGGUUGCAUAUCCUUUUUUUUUCGGUUUCGCGUGUUUGUAGCGCGUCGUUUGUUUUUUCGCCCGGUAUAAUAUUCGAUAAUUCCGGAUUGCCAACCAUUUUCUUCGAGUCUCGUGUUGACGAUCGCAGCGAGCGCGUCGUGUCCCCGCUUGUUGUCGUCAGUUUCGAGACAGCGAGAAAAGCUCGGAUCGCAUUUGUCGUUCGGUGUCGCGCCGCGGUCGCUCGACUUGUCUGUCGGCCGACGCUCCGCGUUUCUCCGCCUGUCUGCGAGAACACGUUCCUAGACACCGGAAUCUUCUCCUACGAUCGAACAUGGAGAUAAACGGUCAAGAAAAUGGCCCGAGUGGCAGUGGCUCGAUUCCGUCCUCGAGUUACGCGAGCGUGAUACAGACGUGUUUCCCAACGAAAGAGCAAGCGAUAGUGCUGGAUGCCCUGGAAGAUAUCUCCGUGAAAGAGUACAUCGUUGCGAUCGGCAGGAUCAUCGAUCCCGGGAACAUCAGAUUCGCCUCCAGGAUUGCCGACAACAAGAUCUGCGUCUAUUUGUCGUCCAAAUCCGUCGCGGACAAGAUCGUGACGGAGAAGCUGAACGUCGAAGUCCGUGGACGUCCGCUGUCGAUCAGACCAUUGACGGCGAAAGCGAAACACAUAGUUCUGUCGAACGUGUGCCCGGUUAUACCGCACUUGGAGAUAGAAUCUGCUUUUAAGAAGAUUGGAAUCCGAUUGUUGUCGCCGAUCUCCUUCGUCAAGGCUGGUUUCACCGAAUCCGGCUUCACUCAGAUACUCAGCUUCAGAAGACAGGUGCACAUCCAUCCGGACGACGAGAACAAGCUGCCCGGGCACCUUCGGGUGAACUUCGAGAACACCGGAUACUGGAUCUCCGUCUCCGCGAACAAGCAGAAGUGUUCUCUGUGCAAAAACGAGGGCCACACGGCGGAACAAUGUCGCAAGCUUUCCAACGACAGAAGCAACUCGAACGAUUCCUCUCUGUCUCGAGUGGAUCAAACCGUAUCGGAGAACCGUUCUCCCGAUACUUUGGACGCUCGCGCGGACCACUCGCAAGCUGCUCUUCGUAACGCGAGCACGACCGAAGCGAGUAAACCCGUCAAGAGACCUCUUGUCGAAAGCGCGUCGACGGAACCGACUCGCGCCGAUUCGGAGAUCGUAACCCCUUCGCGAGCCGAGGUCGUUGCCAAAGCGUCGCCUACCAAGCCGACUCCCGAUUCCGAUGGACCGGAAUCCGCGCGAACCACUGGAACGGAGGAAACAAUGACGCCGAGCAAAAAGAAACUACGGAAGAUAAACGACAAGAAAUGGGUCGUGCUCUGCAACCAAUAAAACGAGCACCUGUUCUACGUGCGCGCGCGUACGCUCCGGAUUACUUGAUCGACCGACGACGGAUCUAUGGAAAACAGAUUCUCGGGAAUACGGAAAAAGCUGGAACGAUCGAACACGAUACGUACUCCGCUGGCACCGACGAUGACUCGGAUCCGAAUGCAUCUUCGGACAUGGAUCUUCUGCUUUCCUUCGUCGAUUUCACUUCUAGCGAGCUUGCUAGGGUAGAAUCUGAGAAGCAGCCGUACAAUGGUGGAACUGUGAAGGAUCCGGAGAGCACGGAGGCGAGAAGAAAUGAGUUGGACGUGACACAAUGACAUGAUGAAGAGCCUGGUGGGGAUCAUGUGGAUAGUGUUGGUGCUCAUAUCAGGAUGCUCAGGAAACCCAGACGCCAAGCGACUGUACGACGACCUCCUGUCGAAUUACAACAAGCUGGUUCGUCCAGUGGUCAACGUCACAGACGCCCUCACCGUUAAAAUCAAGCUCAAACUCUCCCAAUUGAUCGAUGUAAACCUGAAGAAUCAAAUCAUGACGACUAACCUGUGGGUCGAGCAGUCAUGGUACGAUUACAAGUUAAAGUGGGAUCCGAAAGAAUAUGGUGGGGUGGAAAUGCUGCACGUGCCAUCCGAUCAUAUAUGGAGGCCCGAUAUAGUUUUGUACAACAAUGCCGACGGUAAUUUCGAGGUGACGCUGGCCACGAAGGCGACGCUGAAUUACACAGGUAGGGUCGAAUGGAAGCCACCGGCGAUAUACAAGUCUUCCUGCGAGAUCGACGUCGAAUAUUUUCCGUUCGACGAGCAAACGUGCGUCAUGAAGUUCGGCUCGUGGACUUACGAUGGCUUCCAGGUCGAUCUCAGGCACAUCGACGAGAUCCGUGGCAGCAAUGUCGUCGACAUCGGCGUCGAUCUGUCGGAGUUUUACACUUCCGUCGAGUGGGACAUCCUCGAAGUCCCAGCCGUGAGAAAUGAAAAAUUUUACACGUGCUGCGACGAGCCUUACCUCGACAUCACGUUCAACAUCACCAUGAGACGGAAGACUCUAUUUUACACCGUCAACCUUAUAAUACCGUGCAUGGGUAUCUCGUUUCUCACGGUGUUGGUCUUCUACCUGCCAAGCGACAGUGGCGAGAAGGUCAGCCUAUCAAUUUCAAUUUUACUGUCGCUGACUGUGUUCUUCCUCCUGUUGGCCGAAAUCAUCCCGCCCACAUCGCUCGUGGUACCGCUUCUCGGUAAAUUCGUCCUUUUCACCAUGAUCCUAGACACCUUCAGUAUAUGCGUAACCGUGGUAGUCCUCAAUGUUCACUUCCGGUCGCCACAGACGCACGUGAUGGCGCCGUGGGUCCGUCGUGUUUUUAUCCAUGUUCUGCCAAGACUACUGGCGAUGCGCAGGUAUAAUACGUCUUCGAAGAAAUCCGAUUACGAUUCCAGGCCGCAGUACCAGAUAGAUAAACGUAGCAUGGCCGGCCAUCACGGGCAACGCGUGAUGGUUAGAACGUGCAACGGUCUCGAAUUACGGGAUCCAUCUUUGUUCGUCGAGACUUCGGCGUCGGAGCUGGUCGAAUCCUCCGUUUUAUUCCCGAGUCUCGAUUCGCAGGACGAAUUACACCCUCGGGAAUUGGAGGCGGUGAAUUUGGGAAGCGCGUGCCGCAUCCACGGGUCGCCAGCAGCCACGGCCGCACCUCCACCGCAACUCCCGACUGAGGAGAGCGUGGACGCUCUCUGUAACACGCUUCAUCAUUGGCAUCACUGCCCAGAACUGUACAAGGCCAUCGAAGGCAUUCGUUUUAUCGCCGAUCAUACAAAGAGGGAAGAGGACUCUACUAGAGUGAAAGAGGAUUGGAAGUAUGUCGCGAUGGUCCUCGACAGGCUAUUCCUGUGGAUUUUUACACUAGCCGUGUUCGUCGGAACGGCGGGCAUCAUUCUUCAGGCGCCGACGCUGUACGACGACCGCAUGCCGAUCGACGUGCGACUAUCCGAGAUCGCCUCCACCACUGCCAAGCCACACAUCGUCACGAGCCUCUGAGAGACAAUUGUUAAUUUUCGUUACAUCCACGUACAACGCAUGCUCACGUACACACAGUACAUACACAUAUACAGUACAUAUAAAUAUAUACAAUAUAUAUAUAUACAUGAAUACAUGUACCGCAGAAGCGCGCAAGGAACAAAUAUAAAAUGCGUUCACGUUGA
Messenger RNA from Megalopta genalis, 3628 nucleotides. NCBI's taxonomy places the organism in Eukaryota, Metazoa, Arthropoda, Insecta, Hymenoptera, Halictidae. The record is from RefSeq and is a predicted model, not a curated record.